This is a messenger RNA of Zasmidium cellare ATCC 36951, 642 nucleotides long. RefSeq lists its product as uncharacterized. The record is from RefSeq and is a predicted model, not a curated record. NCBI's taxonomy places the organism in Eukaryota, Fungi, Ascomycota, Dothideomycetes, Mycosphaerellales, Mycosphaerellaceae. The transcript has a single exon. Bases 1 to 642 code for a protein of 213 amino acids.
AUGGAUAUCAUGGACAGCGCUUCCUCGCCUCCCCUGAAGCUCAGUGCUGAACUUCGCAACCUCGUGUACGAGUAUGCGCUCACGAAAACAGCUGCUGUCGACUUCACAGCCUCAGCGCCGCCAUUGACAAGGACUUGUCGUCAGCUCCGCGAAGAAUCCUUGCUUUUGUAUUACUCCCUCAACGACUUCGUCCUCAGAGUACCCAGGGAUCAAUGCCCCGUCUACGUCGAACGUUUCGCAGCAUCGCAUUUCUCAGCCACACUCCUAGGCCGAGAGAUUCUGGCCACCAUCAAACACUUGAACGUGGAAUAUCACCUCUCCAGCAGCGAGAACCAGCCUCCGCCAUCUGGAGGGUCCCAACCGUUGCGUCGAGGCGGCUGGCUGGAGUUGGCGGAAGCUCUUGUCUGGGCUGGGUUGAGUAAAGGGCAGGUUGGCUGGACGGUCGUAUCGACAAGCUUCGAUGAUCCGAGCAUUGGGCGGAAUUACUUCAUGUACAUUGCGGAGUCGGCGAGGUUGCGGAUUUACCAACAGUUGGUUGUGGAGGACUGGGAGAAAGUCGUUGAUGAUUUCCACGGCCGUUUCGGGGUUGCGCAUGCGAGUUCACCAGGACAAAUCGACAGUAAUACCAUGCGUGAUGCAUGA